Molecule: messenger RNA, 711 nt
Organism: Trifolium pratense (red clover)
Lineage: Eukaryota; Viridiplantae; Streptophyta; Magnoliopsida; Fabales; Fabaceae
Product: bidirectional sugar transporter SWEET7b-like
Exons: 6
Coding region: 1-711 (236 amino acids)
Biological process (GO): carbohydrate transport
Cellular component (GO): membrane
Molecular function (GO): sugar transmembrane transporter activity
Source: RefSeq, a predicted model, not a curated record
AUGGUGAAAGCUGCAUUAGCUCGUAACGUUGUUGGUAUCAUAGGGAAUGUUAUCUCGUUUGGAUUGUUCUUUUCACCAGCUCCAACUUUUUAUAACAUUAUAAAGAAGAAGGAUGUGGAGCAGUUCAAGCCUGAUCCAUACAUAGCUACCGUCUUGAAUUGUGCUUUUUGGGUAUUCUAUGGAAUGCCUUUUGUUCAUCCUGACAGCCUCUUGGUUGUUACCAUCAAUGGUGUUGGCCUUGUUUUCGAGUUCGUCUAUCUUACCAUCUUUUAUAUCUAUGCCAAGAAGGAAGGAAGGAAAAAGUUGGGACUGUAUCUUCUGAUUGAGGCAAUUUUAUUUGGUGCCAUUGUUCUUAUAACAAUAUUAGCACUACAUGGCACUACCAAAAGGUCAUUAAUUGUUGGUAUUCUCUGUGAUGUGUUCAACAUAGCUAUGUAUGUCUCUCCUCUUACUGUCAUGGCAAUGGUGAUUAAAACAAAGAGUGUGAAAUACAUGCCAUUCUGGCUUUCUGUAGCCAAUUUCCUCAAUGGUUGCUGCUGGACAACAUAUGCUCUCAUUCACCCUUUUGACAUUUAUGUCUUGGUCAGCAAUGGUAUUGGAGCAAUUUCUGGAUUUGUUCAGCUCUUACUAUAUGCUUAUUACUAUUUCUGGGGAGAAAAUAAUGAUGUUGAUGCUAAUAAUGUUCCAAAGCCAACUAUAGCUGAAGUUUAA